GAUUGUUAUCGACUACCAGAGGGCGUAGUUGAAACGGUCAUCAUUAUCUGUUGUUAGAUUCGCGUUGUUUAAUGCGUUCGAGUUAAAACAAAAAAUGGACAGAGGAUCUUCGGAUAUAAUUUUGUUGGCCGGAAAUUCUCAUCCGGAGUUGGCUCAUCAAAUUGCCACCCGACUUGGUAUCCGUGUUGGAAAUUGUUCAGUUGUUCAUGCAGCAAAUACAGAAACCUUAGUAGAUAUUGGUGAAUCUGUACGUGGAAGAGAUGUUUAUAUUCUUCAGACAGGGACAAAAGAUGUCAACAAUAAUAUUAUGGAACUGCUGAUUAUUGCCUAUGCCUGCAAGACGUCCAGUGCUCGGAAAAUUGUUGGAGUCAUACCUUACUUACCCUACAGUAAACAAAGUAAAAUGAGGAAAAGAGGCUGUAUUGUCUCCAAAUUAUUAGCAAAGAUGAUGGGAAAAGCAGGAUUUACUCAUAUUAUAACUAUGGAUCUUCAUCAAAAAGAAGUGCAGGGAUUUUUUGAUUUGCCAGUAGAUAAUUUAAGAGCUUCUCCUUUUCUGCUACAAUACAUUCAAGAAUGUAUACCUGAUUACAGAAAUGCUGUGAUUGUAGCAAGAGAUGCAGGUUCUGCUAAAAAGGCUACUUCCUAUGCAGAAAGACUUCGAUUAGGUAUAGCUGUUAUUCAUGGAGAGCAAAAAGAAGCAGAAUCAGAUAUGGUUGACGGGAGAUAUUCACCUCCAGCAGUUUCUGCCACGAGAACGAUGGAUGUGGGACUUGAUCUUAUGCCUGUUCUAACUGCAAAAGAAAAACCUCCAAUCAAUGUUGUUGGUGAUGUUGGUGGAAGAAUUGCUAUCAUGGUGGAUGAUAUGAUAGACGACGUUCAAUCUUUCGUAGCUGCUGCCGAAGUAUUAAAAGAAAGGGGUGCCUACAAAAUAUACAUACUCGCUACUCAUGGACUUCUUUCGUCUGACGCCCCUCGACUCAUCGAGGAUUCUCCCAUCGAUGAGGUGGUCGUAACUAAUACCGUCCCCCAUGAAGUUCAGAAAAUGCAGUGCCACAAAAUAAAAACGGUGGAUAUUAGCAUCCUCAUCUCGGAAGCCAUUCGCCAUAAUGUUCGACAAACUUCUGAAUCAACUCAAAUAUCAAGAGGCCAAUUAGAAGAAUUGCAAUAAAUUUAUUUUACAGCUCUGUUUUACCGAUUUGAUUUUUUGUUAAAUUGUAUAGAUGAGUACAUCCAUUUUCGAAUCCCAAGAGCAGAACUUUGUUGUUAAUUAUUUCUGCCACUGUCACCUCUCUGAUAGUUGAAAAUGCUAUCCUUUUUGCAGUGAAUAUGUUAUAUAUGGAAAUUGUAUUCUUGUCAAACAAAAUAACAUGAUUAUCUUUUGCUGAAAUUAAUCUAUUAAAAAAAUUGAUGCCAUUAAAUAUUUUUCAAAUUGAAAA
This is a messenger RNA of Centruroides sculpturatus (bark scorpion), 1436 nucleotides long. RefSeq names its product phosphoribosyl pyrophosphate synthase-associated protein 2-like. Gene Ontology annotation, cellular component: ribose phosphate diphosphokinase complex; cytoplasm. Lineage: Eukaryota; Metazoa; Arthropoda; Arachnida; Scorpiones; Buthidae. The coding region runs from base 95 to 1168 and encodes 357 amino acids. Gene Ontology annotation, molecular function: magnesium ion binding; ribose phosphate diphosphokinase activity. The transcript is spliced from 11 exons. Gene Ontology annotation, biological process: 5-phosphoribose 1-diphosphate biosynthetic process; purine nucleotide biosynthetic process. The record is from RefSeq and is a predicted model, not a curated record.